CAAAUGGGCGUGGUUAGAAGCCAAAGACGGCUGAGCGGCUCCACCUGGCAGUGCUAACUCACCCAGACCUCGUUACCGGUCACUGUGAGAGGAUUCAGCCUAAAACCACCUUCAUUAUCAUCUUUCUGUCAGCAGUCAUUCUGAAAAAACUCCAAAAUGCGAGAAUGCAUCUCCGUUCACGUGGGCCAGGCCGGUGUGCAGAUGGGGAACACCUGUUGGGAACUCUACUGUCUAGAGCACGGCAUUCAGCCAGAUGGUCAGAUGUUGGCCCAAAAGCCCACAGGUGGCCACGACGACUCCUUCACCACCUUUUUCAGUGAGACUGCAGCUAGGAAAUACGUCCCAAGAGCAAUCUUUGUUGACCUUGAACCCACUGUCAUUGAUGAAGUGAGAGCGGGGACAUAUCGUCAACUUUUUCAUCCCGAACAGCUGAUUUCAGGAAAAGAGGAUGCAGCCAACAACUAUGCUAGAGGACACUACACCAUUGGUAGAGAGAUCAUCGACUCUGUUCUGGACAGAAUUCGCAAACUGGCUGAUCAAUGUACCGGGCUACAAGGAUUCUUGGUCUUCCACUCCUUUGGUGGAGGCACCGGCUCUGGUUUCACGUCCCUGCUGAUGGAGAGACUCUCUGUUGACUUUGGGAAGAAGUCCAAGCUUGAGUUUGCCAUCUACCCUGCUCCCCAGGUUUCCACAGCUGUAGUGGAGCCUUACAACUCCAUCCUAACUACCCACACCACCUUGGAGCACUCUGACUGUGCAUUCAUGGUGGACAAUGAAGCUAUCUAUGACAUCUGCCGCAGGAACCUUGACAUCGAACGUCCAUCAUAUACUAAUCUCAACCGGCUUAUCAGCCAGAUAGUCUCAUCCAUCACAGCCUCACUCCGCUUUGAUGGAGCUCUGAAUGUCGAUCUGACCGAGUUCCAAACUAACUUGGUGCCAUAUCCUCGUAUCCAUUUCCCUCUGGCCACCUACGCACCCAUCAUCUCUGCUGAGAAAGCCUACCACGAGCAGCUGUCUGUGGCUGAAAUUACCAACUCCUGCUUCGAACCGGCUAAUCAGAUGGUGAAAUGUGACCCUCGCCAUGGCAAAUACAUGGCCUGCUGUCUGCUGUAUCGUGGUGAUGUGGUCCCCAAAGAUGUCAACUCUGCCAUUGCAGCUAUCAAAACCAAACGCUCCAUCCAGUUUGUAGACUGGUGCCCCACAGGGUUCAAGGUGGGCAUCAACUAUCAGCCUCCAACUGUGGUUCCAGGUGGAGAUCUGGCUAAGGUGCAGAGAGCCGUGUGUAUGUUGAGCAACACCACGGCCAUAGCUGAGGCCUGGGCUCGACUAGACCACAAGUUUGAUCUCAUGUAUGCCAAGAGAGCCUUCGUCCACUGGUAUGUUGGUGAGGGCAUGGAGGAAGGAGAGUUCUCAGAAGCAAGAGAAGACAUGGCUGCUCUGGAGAAAGAUUAUGAAGAAGUGGGGAUUGACUCAUUUGAAGAGGAUGAGGAAGGGGAGGAAUAUUAAGAAUCUGCUUUUUUUUCAGGAACACAGCUAGUCUUAGUUUUAUUUAUAGGAGAAAGAUAAUAAAACAUGAGAACAUGUGAAUGUUUUUUUUCAGUUUUAAUUCUACCGGUUUUAUACUUUUAUUUUAAUGUGCCUUCCUCUAAGGGUAUAGCCUAUUCAUACCUCUGAUACUUUACGAUGUUUUAAAAGCUCGUAUUGAUAAUCAAAUAAUUGGUUUUAUUUUUCCAAAUUAAAAUGGCAUACAUUUUACAAAGGAUGCAUUUUUCUUUGUCAAUAAACCUUCACCCAAAAACUGA
Molecule: messenger RNA, 1802 nt
Organism: Oryzias melastigma (Indian medaka)
Lineage: Eukaryota; Metazoa; Chordata; Actinopteri; Beloniformes; Adrianichthyidae
Product: tubulin alpha chain
Exons: 4
Coding region: 157-1506 (449 amino acids)
Biological process (GO): microtubule cytoskeleton organization; mitotic cell cycle
Cellular component (GO): microtubule; cytoplasm
Molecular function (GO): structural constituent of cytoskeleton; GTP binding
Source: RefSeq, a predicted model, not a curated record